Molecule: messenger RNA, 1919 nt
Organism: Musa acuminata subsp. malaccensis (wild Malaysian banana)
Lineage: Eukaryota; Viridiplantae; Streptophyta; Magnoliopsida; Zingiberales; Musaceae
Product: calcium uptake protein, mitochondrial
Biological process (GO): mitochondrial calcium ion homeostasis; calcium import into the mitochondrion
Cellular component (GO): uniplex complex
Molecular function (GO): calcium ion binding
Source: RefSeq, a predicted model, not a curated record
GCUUCUCUCUCUCUCUCUCUCUCGCUCGUCUUGUUCUCUCGGUCGGUCGCUCUCGCUCUCUGUCGUCCUCGUCCUUCGUAGAGAACGUCGAUGUGGCUUCUCCUUGUUUCGACCCUGCGUAGAUCGGCGAUCCGAAGUCGGAGCACCUACGCGCGGUUCGGCAGCUUCGCAGCGGCUGAGAAGGGGCGCGGACCGUCCGAUCGUGAUCUCGGGGCAAUCGGGAGCGCGGUCGUGGGGGUAUUGGCCGUCGGUGCAUCGGGGCUUGGACUCUGGUCGGUUUCUUCAUCCUCAUAUUUCCCCGGUUCUUCCCUUUACUUCGCCGACUCCGAUUUGGCGCAGAAGGAGCCCGACCUUCGGAUCGUGUCAAAUGAUGCGAAGAUAGAAAAGAAGCCCAAGUUUCUGUUACCAGAUUCAUAUCGUAGAAGGGUGUUCUUCAACUAUGAGAAACGGAUAAGAUUGCGAAGUUCUCCUGAAAAGAUUUUCGAAUAUUUCGCAACAUCUAAGAACACAAAAGGAGAAAUAUGUAUGACACCUGCAGAUUUUAUGCGAGCAGUUGUUACUGUUUUUCCUCCAUCAGAAUCCAAUAUUGUUAGAGAAGGAUAUUUGAGAGGGGAGCGUGUUCCUGGGGAAUUGCAUUGCGCGCCAUCUUCCUUUUUUAUGCUUUUUGAUACUGAUAGUGAUGGACUAAUAUCCUUCCCAGAGUACAUAUUCUUUGUGACCUUGCUUAGCAUUCCUGAAUCAAGCUUCAGUGUGGCUUUCAAAAUGUUUGAUCUUGACAAUAAUGGAGAGAUAAAAAGAGAAGAGUUUAUGAAAGUGAUAGGAUUAAUGCAUUCUUAUAAUAGACAAGGGGUUUCUCAUAGUAAUGGCCUUCGCUUUGGUCUAAAAGUUGGUGGCUUUAUUGAGAAUGGUGGUCUGCUGCAAUCUUUCUUUGGCAAGGAUGGGACAGGCUGCCUCCAACAUGAUACAUUUGUUCAAUUUCUUAGGGACUUACAUGAUGAGAUUGUGCAUUUGGAAUUUGCACAUUAUGACUUCAAGUCAAGGGGAACUAUUUCAGCUAAGGAUUUUGCACUAUCAAUGGUUGCUUCAGCAGACAUGAACCAUAUAAACAAGUUACUAGAUCAAGUGGAUGAAUUGGAUAAUAACCCUUCUGUGAGAGAUAUUCGUAUUACCUUUGAGGAAUUCAAGGCUUUUGCAGAACUACGUAAAAGAUUGAAACCCUUGACUCUAGCUAUCUUUAGUUACGGGAAAGUGAAUGGCUUGUUGACAAAGCAGGACUUUAUACGAGCAGCAUCCCACGUUUGUGGUGUCUCUUUGACUGAAAACGUGGUUGAGAUCAUCUUCCACAUCUUCGACACAAAUCGCGAUGGGAGCUUAAGCUCAGAGGAGUUCUUAAGAGCCGUGCAACGACGAGAAACUGAUAUUCGCGAGCCUAGCUCAACAGGCAUCAUGGGGCUCUUAUCAUGCUGGCUGCACUGCAGAAGGCACUGCUCCUCGUCGCAACUGUUUGGUUAAAAGCGGACCCGUGAACACAAAGGGGGAUGCAGUGUUCAGAGCUGGCAGACUUUAUUAAUGGGGAAGAAAUAUUUGGAUAGACACGAUUCCUUCCUCUCGUGUGUGUUGCAUAUUGUGUCAUGUCGAUAAUGUGUAAGGUUGUCGUCGGGAUCGAGGAGACUAGAUUUCUUGAUCCCUUUUGAUGUUCAUUAGAUUUCCUUAAAUAGAAUCUAUGAUUUGCACAUAAACUUGUUAUUUUUCUUAGUGUCUUAACUCGCGUCGUCGGACUGCUGUCAAUUAUGUAAUGAGUUGGACUCAUUGCACAUAAAAUUGGCAUGGAUAUUUUUCUGGCAAUUUUAUGUGCAAAUUUCUGUUGAUGACAGUAAUUGUUGAUAAGUCUUUUUAGUCAAUGAGAUUGCUGUUGGAAA